Acanthoscelides obtectus is the source of this 555-nucleotide messenger RNA. The record is from the annotation of a GenBank genome assembly. NCBI's taxonomy places the organism in Eukaryota, Metazoa, Arthropoda, Insecta, Coleoptera, Chrysomelidae.
AUGGACGGCGAAAAUCGUAUCAUAUUGAACGUUGGAGGAAUCAGAUACGAAACAUACAAAGCAACGUUGAAGAAAAUCCCAGCUACGAGGUUGUCGCGACUCACCGAGGCGCUCGCCAACUAUGAUCCUAUAUUGAACGAGUAUUUCUUCGAUAGACAUCCAGGGGUCUUUGCUCAAAUACUCAACUAUUAUAGAACUGGUAAGCUACACUACCCAACAAACGUCUGUGGGCCGCUGUUUGAAGAGGAACUGGAGUUUUGGGGUCUAGACUCCAACCAAGUGGAACCUUGUUGUUGGAGUACAUACAGCGUCCAUAGGGAUACCCAGGCCACAUUGGCUAUCCUGGACAAACUUGACAUAGACGCAGAACGGCCCAGCGAUGAAGAAGUCGCCAGGAUGUUCGGUUACGAAGAGGCGUACUACGCCGGUUCGCUCACAAGAUGGCAGAAGCUUAAACCGAAAAUCUGGGCACUCUUCGACGAGCCGUACUCCUCCUCAUCGGCUAAGGUACCGCCGCUCAAUGUGCAACAUCGAAAUGUGAUUAUUACUUUUUGA